AUGAUCACGGCAAAGCUGACCCAUAAUGCGGCACAAAGGAUCAACGCUUUUGAGAUCUCUCGAGUCCAGGCACUCUUAAAGGCAGUUAAAGACAACUUCAAACCAGAAGGCACUGGCACUUACGUGAACCUCCAGCGACAAUACAUGUCCCUCACAAGAGAGAGAUGUGGAAGUGCUCAAGCCCUCGGAGCCGAGAUCAGAAAGAUCCAUGCUGAGAAACUUCUCCUUGACUCUGACUGCGUGAGCUCCGAGAUUGAGCGAACAUUCUUUUUCGUUCACGCAUUAGGUCCUGAGUAUGAAAGUUUCCGCGAUCAUAUAUUUCGGCAAAUGGACCUUGUUAACGAAAGAGAUGCCAAUUGUAACAUCACAAAAGCGGCACCCACGUUCGACUAUAUCGAGAACAAGGCAAUUGAGGAAGAGCAUAGGAAGGGGCAAUUGAGCAAAAAACCAACAGAGGCGCAAGCGCUUCCUGCUCUCGCUAUAAUCCGAGGACCAGGUGACAAGAAAGUCAUACCGUCAUCCGACGGAACGACAUGUCGAAUCGAGAUCGAUAACGUCCCAUAUUGCUCCCUUUGCCGGAAACCUUAUCAUGUGGACUCUGAGUGCUUCAGCAAGAACCCCAGAGCGAGGGAUCCAAAGAAAGACGGAAAGAGUCACAAGUCAAAGCCAGGCAAUUCACAUACAGGCGCACGCAAGCCGUUGAAGCGGCGGCCCACCUCGGAUGACGAAGAUGAUGAUGUCGGUGGCCCAAGGGAUCCGAAGAAGCCCACCUUCAUGGCGACAAUGGACUCCGGGGAAGAUGUUAACAAAGCAUUUGGAAAGGACGUUGAAGGCAACUUCGCCCUAUUCGACCACAUCCCCGCAUUGAUGGCUACAAAAACCCUAUCGAUCCGUGACGCAUGGAUCGUCGAUAGUGGAUGUGCUCAGCACGUGUGCAAUAACGCCUGGAGAUUUGUAAAGAUGGACAAGUACCAUGGACCACCACUGAGAAGCGUCGAUACCUCCACGACUCCCUCGGGAGUGGGGACAGUCAAUGUUCUGUGCAAUGUACGAGGCAGAAGGAAAUGGCUUGUGCUUGACAGUGUCCUCUACGUCCCAUCUGCACAUGCAAACCUCAUAUCGGUGCUCCAGCUUCUCAAACGAGGAGCAAAAGUCGAAUUCUCAAGCCAAAGUGCUAGUAUUCGCAACAAGUCAAACGGAAACAAUCUGUACACUGCCAGCCAAUAUAAUGGAAUCUACGCACUUGAUCUAUGGACGAAUCUCACCUUUCCCUCCUACCAUGUCGGUCCACAAAUGGCUCUUUGGCAUAAUCGGCUGGCUCACCUAAGCGAUGCGAACCUACAUCGGCUUAAGAAGCAGGCCUUCGGCAUCCGGGACAUGGAGCCACGUCAACCAUGUAACCCAUGCCUCCAGGAAAGAAUGAUUGAAAAGCCCCACAACCGCUCGGGACGAAGCAGACGAGGGGAACAUGCAAUGGAACUUCUCCAUAUUGAUGUCGCAGGGCCAUUUGACGAGGGCCUUGACGGCAGUCGCUAUUGGCUCACCCUCGUUGACGACUUCACGAGAUGGAUAGAGAUUAUCACUAUACCACGACGACAAGAAUUUGUCAUAGAGUCACUACGUUUCUUCCUCGAUCAUAACGAACGCCCUGAAAGGAAGUGCAGACGAAUACGCCUCGACCGGAUCCCUGAGCAAGUGGGAGAAGAGAUGAAAUUCAUACUGUUCUCACGGGCAAUCCAUGCUGAGGUCACAGGGGUUGAUCAACACCAGCAGAAUGGGGUUGCCGAGAGAGCCCAUAAGACAAUUUAUGAUCGGGUUGGACCCACGCUAGCAUAUGCGAGACUACCACCUAAAUUCUGGCCAGAAAUUGCUCGAACGGCAGCCUUCCUCUCCAACCGGUCGCCGUCAUCAAAGCUCAACAUGACUCCGUAUCAAGCCUGGUACGGUGACAAGCCGGACCUAUCUCGACUCAGAGUGAUCGGAUCUAAAGGGGAAUACUUGAUCCCACCCAGGCAGAGGAAGAAGCUCACAGAGCCAAGAACCAGGCCAUGCAUUCUACUGGGCUAUGAGGUAAAUACCAACUACCGUAUCCUGCUGGAAGACGGAAGAAUCGUUGGGACCCCAAACGCUGAAUUUCACGAAGUCCUUACAGCUCCUUCCACACAGACUAUAGAAGAUGUAGGAGCCAGACGAGACGGCUCACCUGUGGCAACGGCUGCUGCCGCAGGGGGGAGUAAGACGGUAGGACUAAUAAAUCAACCGUCGGUAGGCAUACGGCAAGCAUCCGUGCCCGCCUCUGGGCGCCAGUUGUCGAUGGCACCACCAGAGCGAGCCCUACCUAAGUCGAGGAAAGAUAUCUCGCACAUACUGCCUCGAUCGAGUAACGAUAACUCGCGAGUGCUAACCCAGUCGAGUGACGAGAACUCGCAGACACCAGCGUCGUUUCAAUCGAGUGACGAUGACUCGCAGCCAUCUGUUGCUGUACAGGGAGACAGGACCUUGUCGCCUACACGGAGUGAUGAUACCUCUGGAUCAUUUGUAGAUGAUUUACAAGACAUCAUCCAAAGGAAUGACUCACCACCCGGCGGCGACCAGCAACAAGACGACGCUCAACAAGGUCUAGUUUCAGGAGAAUGGCAACGAUCUCCAGAUCUCCAGAUUGACCGCCCAGUUCAUGAAGUGCGACAAGAAGCACUGGAACACCACCCUGAACUCAGAAUUCGCGCUCCGCACGUCACACUAAACACAUUUAGUGACAGCGAAGAAGAGCUUGCGUUAAUGAAUAUACCUGAAGAGAAUGUCAUCCCAACAUUCUUAACAGUAGCCGCAAUGGAAACAGAACCUUUUGAGCCAAAGACUCUGCAUCAAGCGAAGAAUGAUGCAAGCUGGCUCGAAUGGGAAAGAGCAAUGCUUGAUGAAGUCAACUCGCUCAAUCAAAACAAGACGUGGGAGCUUGUUGAUCCUCCCAAAGAUCGGCGGAUUCUCAGUGGGAAAUGGGUCUACAAACUCAAACGAGGACCGCAGGGCGAAGUCAUCCGUUACAAAAGCCGAUGGGUAGUGAGAGGCUUUACACAAGAAGAGGGUAUCGACUAUGACGAAACGUUUGCCUCAGUUGUCAAGCCAAUGAGCUACAAAGCUCUACUCGCAAUCGCGGCGGCCCUAGAUCUAGAGAUCGAGCAAAUGGAUGUCAAAACGGCAUUCCUGUACGGGUACAUUGACCACGAUAUCUAUGUCGAACAACCUCACCACAUGACCGACGGCACAUCCAGGGUCUGCAAACUUCGAAAGGCACUCUAUGGCCUAAAACAAGCUCCUCGAAUCUGGUACCAGACCCUUACAAAUUUCCUACGAAAUCUCGGCUUCGAGCCAAUCAGUGCUGAUCUUGGGGUCUUCGUUCGGAGCAAUAUGUACAUCGCGGUGUACGUCGAUGACCUCCUGAUUGUGGGGCCAAGCAUUGCAGAAAUAAAGAAGAUCAAGCGGAGCCUCAGAAACCGUUUUCAAAUGACAGAUCUAGGACCAUGCAGCUACUAUCUUGGGAUGUCUGUCCAGCGAGACUGUCAAAACAGGAUACUGCACCUAAGUCAAAAAGCGUAUAUUGACAAGGUCGCUCACCAGCUCGGAAUCAGCAACGGCGCUCCCGUCAGCACGCCGAUAGAAACCUCACCACUUCCAGAGAAUAAUCCAGGAUACAGCUGUCCUCCAGAUCAAAGAAUCAUAUACCAACGCAUUGUCGGAUCUCUGAUGUACAUUAUGCUUGGCACUAGGGGGGACGUCGCGUAUGCCGUCUCUAUGGCAAGCAGACAUCUAGCGAAUCCUGAGCCACAACACAUGAAACUCGCUCGACGCAUCCUGCGGUAUCUCAACGGCACAAAAGGCCUCAGGCCCACGUACAAAGGUCAGCCCCAGAUGCUGAAAGGCUUCACAGACGCAGACUGGGGUGGAUGUCGCGACACUAGACGUUCAACAGCUGGAUACCUUUUCAAUAUCGGGAGUGGAGCAAUCAGUUGGCAAUCGAAGCGCCAAAGCGUCGUUGCCCUCUCGACCUGUGAAGCUGAAUUCCUAGGCCAGAUACAAGCAACCAAAGAAGCAAUCCGGUUGAGAAGACUUCUCAAUGAGUUAAACAUGAGCCAAGGAAAAACCGCAACGAUCAAUUUUGGUGACAACCAAGGAGCCAUCGCCCUGUCCUCGAACCCGCAAUACCAUUCCCGCACGAAGCAUAUGGAAAUUCAACGCAAGUGGCAAGGAGAGGUUCAAGACCUUGGAACAGUGGAGCUGAAAUACAUUCCAACUACCGAGCAAAUUGCUGAUGGGUUCACGAAGCCUCUUGCGCGAGAGCGAUUUGAAUGGUUUCGGAGGGGGCUUGGCAUUGAGUGA
Penicillium soppii is the source of this 4374-nucleotide messenger RNA. RefSeq lists its product as uncharacterized. Gene Ontology annotation, biological process: DNA integration. Bases 1 to 4374 code for a protein of 1457 amino acids. The record is from RefSeq and is a predicted model, not a curated record. NCBI's taxonomy places the organism in Eukaryota, Fungi, Ascomycota, Eurotiomycetes, Eurotiales, Aspergillaceae. Gene Ontology annotation, molecular function: nucleic acid binding. The transcript has a single exon.